GCUCUCUCCAGACAGAACUCUCCCUUUUCUGAGAUCACACCAGUACCGUCGCCGCCACAAUGUCUCUGUGUAUGUGUGGCGUCGCGGGGCGUUUGCCCACAUUAGACUUAGCAACGCAAGCUUGACAUUACACUGAGUCCGUUGCGCACUUCAUGGAAAGUCUUUCAAAAGGCGCCGUAGGCUUCAGUAUGGUCUCGUAUAACGUGGGGUCGGUUUCCUACACUGGGUGGUUGAGGAAAGCGCUCCGGCGAUUGGGCCUUAUAACAGACGAGCUGGUAGUAUGUGGGUUGCUAAACUUGUCAUUGAGUUCAAUGUCUUGGCUAUGGACGUCAGUCGACGACUACUGCUUGGUGGCAUCGGACAGCUCAGAAAAGUCCUUUAGUUCAACUCGUCUUAUUGAUGUCAUCUCCCUCACGUGGGUGCUGGAUUUGCCUAGACCACGCUUCUCUCAGAGAAGAUGCGCUGUGAGUGCGUCUAGCUCCAACGAGAAUCCGCCGCAGAAAGUAGUUCAAGGUCCGGAUAGAGCAGCCCUAAUGCCUUCCCGUCGGACCCUCCACGAGGAAGCAUAUCCCCAGAACCUUGGUCAGGACAAAUUUCGUCUCGCAUACCCGCCGGAACCCCGCUACAUAUCACUUGAUACAUCUAGAUGGAUACGCUCUAUCGUACAUUCCACCACAGAUCCUUUGAAUUACGACCAAGAAAGAAUGUGUGCCGGGGCAGGACGUCUCUUAUUCCUGUCGUCUAUGGGCUGAGCACGUCGAUGCUCGGGCAUCGCGCAAGUCAAGCUGUACGUGGACAAACAAGUUUGAAGGAUGCCCGGAUCUGGCGGAUAACAAAUGGCGAACGGGCAUUUGUAGCGCACGCAGGACUUGGUCACCGAUCGGUGAAAAUUGAUGUAUGGAAGUGGUGGUAUGCAGACAAGUAUUCGAAGAGGGCAGCGAAUUACUCGUCUAAACUGACGAAUAGUGUGACAGUGCAGGUCUAGAAACUUCUGACGGCAGUGCGGACUCGGAUUAUCUGGUAUGAGUCCCAGGUUACAUCCUACCAUGAACGGAGGCUCUCACGCGGUUGAAGACGCUCGAAUGUGUGUGGCAGCCUAUCAAUUUC
This is a messenger RNA of Colletotrichum acutatum, 1107 nucleotides long. RefSeq lists its product as uncharacterized. The transcript has a single exon. The coding region runs from base 153 to 752 and encodes 199 amino acids. The record is from RefSeq and is a predicted model, not a curated record. Lineage: Eukaryota; Fungi; Ascomycota; Sordariomycetes; Glomerellales; Glomerellaceae.